Molecule: messenger RNA, 7981 nt
Organism: Colossoma macropomum (tambaqui)
Lineage: Eukaryota; Metazoa; Chordata; Actinopteri; Characiformes; Serrasalmidae
Gene: tp53inp2b
Product: tumor protein p53-inducible nuclear protein 2
Exons: 4
Coding region: 1811-2746 (311 amino acids)
Biological process (GO): autophagosome assembly; positive regulation of DNA-templated transcription
Cellular component (GO): nucleus; autophagosome
Source: RefSeq, a predicted model, not a curated record
UGGUGUUGAAUCUAAGUUUCUUUGUUCCUCUGAAAGCAGACUGGACUGUGUGUUUUUAUUCUAAUGCCAUUCUUUCUCCAGGGCUGUGUGCAAUGUUUGUGUUUUAUUCACCGUCUAUGGAGAAUCUAACCAUACAUGGAUGUAUUUCAUUUGUCGACCUGCCUUUUAUAGGUCAUCAUUAUAAUCCUCAUUUCGUCAUUGCAUUGCUCUACAAUAGCCCCUCUGACAUCAGAUUUUGGUGGGGGGUUGGCUGGUUUUCAACACCCCCCUUAUAAUUCAGCCACGGUAUGUUUGCUUCAGAAAUAGGAGAAAUAGGCUUCUUCGUGGAAAUCUGAUAUAUGGCAAUAUACGGAGUUCAAAUAUAUGGAUAUCCAACCUAUAAUGGACGUCUAUGUGACCUAUAUGCCAACUUAUUUGAAACUGGGAUAUAUACGUCAGCAUAUACAACAAUAUAUGAUAGAAAGCAUUAAUCAUAUAUGGAUGUCCACCCACCUAUCGGAUGGUCCAUAUAUAAUACAUAUAUGUACACUACAUAUAUGACCAUUUAUUUUGAAAUAUGUGUCUAACCCUGCAUGAUAUAUAUGCAUAUAUGGCAAUAUAUCAGAUUUCCAUUUUGGAAAAUAGUAGAAAUAGGCGAUGAUAGAUGUACAACAUCGACUCAUUAAUCGAUUGAUGUUGCCUAUCGGCUUCGUGUGGACCCCUAAUCUGCUUUUCCUGGGUGGAAAUAUUGGUAUUAUAAGCAUAACCGUCUCUCUGGUUGUAUGUUAGCUAGGCUGUGUAUGUAUUAUGGCUGAUGGGUUUGAGGUCAGUGUUAAUACUGCUGAUCCGAGCUGUCAUUGCUGUGACCCUUUUCCUCUCAGCUGGAAGAAAAUUCACCCCCUAUUUACAGCCGCUGCUUUGUCAAAUCGGCCAGUUUUAUACUUUGUUUAGAAUUCAUUCAUCGUUUCGACCAUCGCUGGACAGUUUUUUUUUCCAGCUUUUUCCUUUUUUUCCCCCCGUUCAAAUGUAAACACUGCUGGUUGCCCCUCGAAAUGGUGCACCAAGGAAACCAAAGGGAAGCGAUGUUGUUGUUUUCCUCCUCCUAAAGGCGCCUGGCGCUCAUACUAAACAUUUUACAAGAGCUUAAAGUCGAGAUUAGGCCUUAAAAGUCUCCAUUUUCCAGUUUUAAGCCCGACAGCAGUCAAUAUUCCUGCAGCUUUUUUUCCUUUUGUCGUGUAUUUUUCCGUCCUCCGGUCCCGAGAAGGCGGGGCCAAGCUGAAAAAACGACGCCGGUGACGUCAAAGCGUUUCGAUGCGCCCGCCCACCGCCGACGAAGUCCCGCCCACACUGAAAGCCAUUCAAAUAGAUGCUAGGGUUUCCCAACAAUGACUGUAUUAACCCUUUAUCUGGAGCAGCGGCCUGAAAGCUCACCUUAGUACGAAAUACUGUCGGUUGAAAUAAUGAAAUAAUCGCUUAAGUAGGGACCCAAAAAUAUAAAAAAAAAUCCAUGUAGAGCUGCAGUGGAACUGUACAUCCAGGAUCUAUCAGCAUAGGAACUGAAGAACCGAAAUUCAGGCCUUUGCAGUACAAGAGAGACCAUAAAUUUGCACUUCAAAAGCCCAGCUACUCUUCCAAGACUCCUUCAUCAACAAGGGCUUGACAAGCGAAAGAGGCCAACACACCGUGCUGAUCACUCUCAAACUGCCACUGAAGACCAACAAAAUUAGUACCUGUAAAUAGAUUAUUACAUUUGUUUUCUAAGAAAAACACCAAGGCAGCUCUCUCUCAGGACAUCAACAAAUCCUGCCCUUUGACCUCUGUGGCAGCAACCAUGUUCCAGCGGCUCAGCAACCUGUUGUUUGGAGAGGUGGAGGACGUCUCCGCCGAGCUGAAUGGACCCAAGCCCUGUGUGUCCGAGGCUGAUGAGGAAGGAUGGCUUUUGGUCAACUUACCCGGUAAUGGUGACUGUACCAUGUUGGGCGAGGAUGGGGCCGAGGCACCACCAACAGCGCAGUCCCUUCCCAACAGUGAGUGUCAGAGGGCGGAGUCUAAACAUGUUCCAGCCACGCCCCCUCGGAUAUGUGACCCCGCCCCUUCCCCACGUAAAAGCCGCAGGACUAGAGUGGCCAAGGCUAAGGCGGCAUGCCCCCCGUCUCCCUGCUCCCCCGACUUCCCCCUUUGCCCUAAUUCUCCCUCCCCUGUUGGGUCAGUAGGAGUGAAUGCGAUGUCCAGCCCCGCCCACUGCCCGCUGGGCUCCGCCCCCGUGUCGCCGGGUUCCCGUAGCGACUGUAGCAGUGGCGGCAGCGGGCUGGAGCGGGGCAGCAUGGACGAGAGCUGGUUUGUCACCCCUCCCCCCUGUUUCACUGCAGAGGGAGCCACCGCGGAGGCCAGCCCGAUGGAGGACCUACUCAUCGAGCACCCCAGUAUGUCCGUCUACGUCUCCCCCGGAAACCUGUCUGUGGUGGAGCAGAGCACGGCCAGCCUGACCAGCAGCGUGAGCAGGAUGUCUGAGUCAGUGCCACCCCCUGCGGUCAGGAGCAGCAUGCCUCCCAGGAUGGCCCGAGGAGCGGCCUGUCAGGCGGUCCCCCUGGCCAAGGUGACGCAGGUGUCCCGUGUACAGAGGGCCAAAGCCCGCGUGGAGCGCCGCCACUUGGGCCGCAACCGCAUGCAGCGCCAGAACCGCGUCCGCGAGCAGAUCCCACGACACACCGCUGGCGCCCGCAACUCCUUCCUGCACCAACCGUGCCAGCGCAGCCUUUGCCACUGACCGGCCCCUGGGGCAAAGCUUCACACUGAGGGCAUUAUUAUAAAUACAUAGUAUCUAGGAGAGGGGUGUCCAAUUCCAGCACAGUUUGUAGCUGAUAUUUUCCUGCUCUUCAAGCAUAUUGUAAUUGGAAUAGUUUUACCUGGGGAGGUAUUAUAGUUUAAGAUGUUAGCGAUGUGAUUGACGAUGAGAUUAGAGUAGUGAAUGGCCUUCUGUUACUGGCUGAACUCAGAGCUCCCUGAGUAAUAGUAGUCCUGUUCUUAUCCAUCUUACCCUAAUAACAAAACAUAGCAUUGUGGGGUGUUGUUAUUGUUAUUGAAUGUGUUCUGUGGACGUGAACGGGGACAUGAACACCCAUGCUAUGACCAUAAGUCAUGCUAUCUGUGGGAGAUCGGUGAAAUUGUGCAGAUACUUUUUCUUGUACCAGUUAAAUCCCACAAAUUACAUCACAUAAACUCCUCUGAAAGCACUUGAAUCCCACUCGAGCAGUGCUUAACCUGGCAACUGACUGCUGAGUUGAGCAUAGAAAUCACCAAACUGUGCUGAAAAAAGGCCAUCCAGGCCCAGAGCUGGACACCCCUGACCUAGACACACCACUUGUUGUCUAUUAUCAUCCACUGAAAUUCUUUCCUACACCACAGCUUUUAUUUUUUAGCAUUUUCAUGUUUCUUAGAAGUGACACAGGUAGAGUUAGCUUAGCCCACGUUAGCCUAGUCCAAUUUACUCUGCAGCUGUAACAUGCCAAGCUAAAGCAGGGUUUUUAGCUUAUAGUGCUCAAAUCCAUCCAUUAAGAUCUCUCUCUCUGUCUCUGUCUCUGUCUCUCUCACCCCACUCAUGUAAUCAGCAAGAAUUUUUCGUUCGGGUGGUUAGGAUGGCUCCACGUUAAACAGUAGCAGCUUUUCCUCAUAUCUUACGAAUACCGUUCACAUGUAGAGUUGCUAAACUGUCAAGAAGUGAGCAUGGCAACAUAAAAAAUAUUAAAAACAACAGGACAUCUAUGUGUAGCAGGGCCAUCCAAAAAAGUUACACCAACAAUAACACAGGGUCAGUACAGGAAUGGACAUUGAAAUGAUUGAAAUGGGUCUGAGGUUGUAGUCUCAUGUCCUUUAUUUGCUUUCAUGUUUUGUGUUGGAAAAGUCCAUUUUUCUCUUUUCUUUUUUUUGGGAAUUUUGAAAAGAGGAAAGAGCAUACCGUAGAAACGUGUUGCUAUGUGGGCAGAACUUCCAGCAUGGAAAAAGGGAUGCACUGAGGAAAAGUAAUGCACUACAUUUAUUUCAUUCAAAAAUGUACAUCAUUUCCACAUAAAUAAAAUAUAUCACAUCAACACUAGUUUGCCUUUCAGUUUACUUACCUUUGGCAAUAAGCGUGUUUAUGUGAUAUAUUUUAGUAAAAUUCAAUGCAUUACGUUUUUCAGUGUGUGCUUUUACAACACACAGAAUGAAAAAAGUAAGUACAGGAAGGUGAGAGCGAGAAUAAAACAGAUUAAAGAGGCCUCGGGCGUGUUGGACAGAAUCAGGGUUGAUGGGGAAUCAGAGAGGAUUUCAUUAAGUAAGUAUUGUAGCCCACUAAGCAGCCUGAGUAGGCCUACUUAAACAGUCUUAUGGUAGCAGCUUAAGGAGGAAAUCCCACCAAAGAAUGAAAUUUUAUAAUUGGUUUGAUUCUUUAGCGCUUUACGUGUUUGAUUAAUUUUGUGGGUGGGGUUUCCUCUUAAAAAACCCAACAAAAUGCUCAGAAACAGGUUAAUGUUACUCUUCAGUAUUUUGUACCUCAUCAGAAAUGACUUGAGUGUCACAGCAUAUCAGCAUCUAAUGGAAUACUCCAGAGUUUUGGAGCAAAUCUGUUUUGUACGCUCCAUUACCGUGGAAAAAUCAUUUUGACACAUUUCCCUGAAGCAGCUGGCCACUGGCUUCAGCUGUGAGUUUUGGGUCAGCACUUUUUUUUGUUUUACUGGGCUGAAAAAACACUGGAGUAUUCCUUCAAGGUUAUAUACUUAUAUGAUUGUCAGUAUAUAUUUCGGAAGCGGUCACAGGCUGCUGUGGGUUACAGGGUGAGUUGGCGUAUAUAGAAGGUGCAGGACGGUAUAGAUGGCGACUCUUUAUUUUGUUUUAUUAUGUUGAACACUGGCAGCCAAAAAUUUGAUUCAAAUGCAGUGAUGUUUACUGGCUGUUUUUUUCUGUUCAGUUCUGUUCAUCCAGCUGUCACAAUCCAGAUGAUGGAAAUAGAAUUAUAACAUGAGCUGAUUGAUAAAAAUCAUUCUUAAGUACAGCUGAACCAUUGAUAUAUGAAUCAGUGGGCUGCACACAUUUCUAUAUUUAUGCUACACGCUUGUCCAUGCUAGCAAGUUCUUGAAUUUUUAACAACAAUAUUUUUAACAAGUUCGACAGAAAUGCGCUUGCAUAAGUACAUUAGGAUGGAGUCACAAGAGAAAAUAGUGUGGCAAAGUUAACGAGUCCUUGUUAAAAUGAAUAUUAAAAUGGACUUUUACCUCUGAUGCCACAUAAUAAAGUAAGGAAAUGUAGCGAUCACUGCAAAAAAGUACAUUUGAGCGAUUUUUUGGCUACCAGUCUAAUUUGGAUAAUAUUUUUUUCUUUUAGAUCCACCACAAGGCCUCAGACCCCAUUUCUGUCCCUGUCCUGUGAGCCCUUUUUCAGCAUCAGACGGGAUGGCUUAAUACCCAAUGCUCAGUCGCGCUACAGAAAAAUUCACUGUGAUCAGACAAGAAAAACAAAACUAUUUGAUGUCAAAGUUAUAGAAGAGGCAAGAUCAUUCAGUUCUCAUUUGAACCAUCUGCCGUUACACUAACAGAUUCAUUUUACACUCAUGCACUGUAACACCAGAGUGGGAGCAUGGCAGGAAACUUUAGCGUACCGAAGCUAACCAGUAUACAUUUCAGUGUUAGCAAAGAUGUUCUCACUAGCUAGGUGGAUAGAGGAGGGAAAAAUACCUCUGCACACUUUUCCACAUGCACAAUCCAUUAUUUUACAUCGCUCAGUGUUACCUUCCUGCCAUUUUUGAACGUUAUCCUCCGCGUUUUGUGCGCUGGCUUAUGUGUAGUGUCAACGCUAAUAGAUUUACUAUGGUGCUGAAGGUAUAUGAACAUAUACUGCUAUUUGUAAAUCGUUGAGACUUGGAUGUAAGUUUUUGCACUGUCUUACAUUUUAUGGUGAAUCAACGUUUUUAGCUGUGUGCAAUUUUCUCUCUCAACAAAACAGCUACAGGCGGCGAAUGUGAGGGUGAUGCUAAUGUGCAUGAGCUAGGAAGAGUCCAAAAGGAUGACUUAUUUUAAAUUAUUUGCAUUUAUGUAUAUAAUGCACAGUACAGUGUUUGAAUGACGUGUGUGUUUAUGAAUUGCUUUAGCGCUAAACGAUGUCACCACCUUUCGACUGCAAAACCAAGUUGGUCCAAUCAUACAGUGCCCUCUACUGUGCGUUAGCGUGAAGUGAACCUACUUUUUUGAGUUUUCUUUCUCACAAGGUCCUGUCACAUGUCUGUCGAUCCACCUUUUGGCUAAAGAGAGUGAGCGUGUACCUGAUUAUCCACUUCCGUUUUCUUUUUAUUAUGUUAUACAUGCAACAAACUUUCCUAUUGACUGCUCACCUUCAAAGAUGUCAAUGUAAUGUUAUACUUAAAGAAAUUAACAGAAAACUAAUAUAUAUACACACAUAUAUCCCAAUUUUUCUUUAUGUUUUUAGAUUUUUUUUCUUCUUCUUUGAAAAGGACUGUGUACUUCGCCUUUACUCUACAUGGAUGAAUGUUGGGGUGGAUCUCUCGGGACGUUUCCUAUCAGCGUCAAAGGGAACUUUGUUAGAUUGUUCCCUAGAAAGACACUUAUUGUGUCUGUUUUACAUGGUGCUUCUCACCUACUGGCACGCCUACAUGACGGGCCAUAGGUGCGUAUUGAGGAAAUGUAGUGUAUCAUGUCCCAUGGUGUUAUGAAAACUGAGUUAAAGGAACAGCUUGACCAAACAUGCUAAUGUGGCUAACAGCGAAUGGAAAAUUAUAGCCUUUCAGCAUCACAUCAUGUGCAUAAUGCUCAGCCCACAAAUGCGUUCUUUAUUAUGUAUGCGUGUGAGCCCUACUGAAAAAAAAGCACAAACCAGAAUGGACUGGUCUAUACUGGUUUAUGCUGGUCUUGUGCUUGACUGAUUUUGGUUUAGCUGGGAAAGAUUGCCAGAUCAUAGUAUUUUUUGUUCUGAGGUAACAUUAGCAUGGUGGCUAAUUCAUCAAUGCCUAGUUCUGUUUAGGUACGACAGUCGUAGCAUUUAAAACUUGAAACUCUGAUCAUAAACAAAGAAUGCUACAGUUUCUCACAGGUUGAAUGGGAUUUUUGUAAAGCUUACCCAAAUUAGCAACAUUAGCUAUGAAAGAACGCGUUUGUAGGAGUAGCAACAUUAGCUCCAAUGGUGGCUGUUUGUUUCCACUCAGUGUUAGCAAUAGCAACAUUAGCUUUUUUGACUGAACUACUCCUUUGAGAUGCCUUCACCCUCUAUUGAGAUCCAUCAUCGUUCCCUUUUGCUAUUUUUGGUCUUGUUUUUGCGCACUCCUGGCCACCAUUGUCCUCUGCCGAUGUUGUUAUUGUCCUUUUCUUUGGGAUUUUAUUAUUUCUUUCUCUGUGUGUAUAUGACUAAUGAAAUGUGUGGGUAUAGAGAGGAGAGUUUGGGGUAAAUUUGAGUGCUUAGCUGAUGUGAUGUGCGAACCUAGAGAGGGAGGGUAAUUUAAAACAUAUAAUGACACGUACUGAUAAAUGAAAACUAAAGUAAAAAAAAAAUAUAUGUGCUUGUAUUUUUAUCUCAUAUUAUUAGAACAGUCGUUCACUUUAUUAUAUUGUCGAAAAUAAAGGGGGUGGACCAUCAGACGAGGAGACGGCGAAUCCGCUCCGUUCCUCCGUUUGGUUUUGGCGCCCUGAAACUAUGGCAGCUUUUGAAACGUAGGGGUUUACCUUUUAGGGGGAAUCCUCUUCAACGAGUACACCCCCUUCACAAAAAAAUGACAAAAAAGUACAAAUAGAAUAUAUUUAAAAAAUUGAAUGGUGUAUCUGAUAUCUAUGGUGAUUGUGCCUUUCACUAUUCUGCAUGGUUUUUGUGAUUUGCUGACGUUUUGAUCCCCUCUGUGUGGGCAGUGGUCCAGAAGCAGUAGUAGAGACCUAUGCAAAAAUACCAGGAUGGGGUUCCAGCAUCCAUUCAGAAAUGCAGGUACCAGACAAAAAAAGAAUAAAAGAAAAAACUCUCAGGAUGAAAA